AUGCUGCAGCUGAAGCGCGACGACUACCUGCUCGCGGGAACUCCGUGGCACGUGCUCGAGGAGGUCGCCGAGGGUAACUUCUCCCGCGAAUACGAACUUGCCAAGGCCCUCUUCAUCGGUGCCGUCCGCGGUGGCUUCCUGGACUUUAGCACCAAGGAGUUCUACAUGGACCGCGUUUACACCCAGUUCACGUUCCCGUCGUUGCUCUCGGAGGAGGCGGCCCGUUGUCAGGCCAAGGUAACGCGGGAAUUCCACACCAACGAUCCGAUUGCGCUGGUGUUUGAGAAAAUAAAGCGCUGUCUGGAGGUUUACGAGCCGCUGCUGGACCUGCUGAAGGAGUCGGCGGCCCAGCUGGUGGCCAAGAAGCCUAAAGGGUGCGGUGGAAAGUCGAGCGGGUGUGGAUGUCACAGCUGUUGCGCUGAACGGAACGAUGCGUACUACCCGAGGCCGCAUUAUUGA
Molecule: messenger RNA, 459 nt
Organism: Culex pipiens pallens (northern house mosquito)
Lineage: Eukaryota; Metazoa; Arthropoda; Insecta; Diptera; Culicidae
Exons: 1
Coding region: 1-459 (152 amino acids)
Source: RefSeq, a predicted model, not a curated record